CAAGGGCGUUAUAAAGUUUUGUGUUGAGAGCUCACGAGCUCAGUGUAACUUUGUCACUUGUUCAGUCCUUGUCUGGAGUUUGAGCCACACUUGCAGAAACAUGGCUUCUAAUGAAAGUGAUGUGACCGGGACUCUGUUAAAUACCGAAGACCAGCAGAGUGUGGUAAGCAGAAUGGCCAACUUGCCACUAGUGAGCUCGGUCUGUGAUGUGAUUUCCAGUGCUUAUGCCAAUACAAAGGAGAAUCAUCCCUAUGUACGAACAGUUUGUGAUGCUGCCGAAAAAGGGGUUAAAACGUUUACUGCUGUUGCUGUUAGUGGAGCACAACCAAUCAUUGGCAAACUGGAACCACAAAUUGCAGCUGCAAAUGAAUAUGCAUGCAAAGGCCUGGAUAAGCUGGAAGAAAAGCUGCCUAUCCUUCACCAGCCCACUGAGAAGGUUGUUGCAGGCACCAAGGAAAUGAUGUCAUCCACAGUAACUGGGGCCAAAGGGGCUGUCAUGAAUACAGUCACAGGAGCAAAAGAUGCAGUAUCCAGCACUGUGAGCAGUGUGGUGGAUAUGGCGAAGGGUGCUGUGCAGGGCAGUGUGGACAUGACAAAGUCAGUGGUCGGCAACAGUGUAAACACUGUCCUAGGAUCAAGAGUUGGACAGUUACUGGUCACUGGGGUGGAUGUAGCUCUUGGCAAAUCGGAAGAGUGGGUGGACAACUACCUUCCAAUGACUGAGGAGGAACUGGCUGCAGUGGCAGCGUCCACUGAAGGGUUUGAGGUGGCUCCUGUAUGUAGUCAAAGUUACUAUGUUCGACUUGGAACUCUGUCUUCUAAACUGCGCCACCGUGCAUAUCAGCAUUCUUUAGGAAAAGCGAGGCAAGCCCGACUAAAAGCACAGGAGGCUCUGACCCAGCUUCACAACACCAUAGACCUGAUAGAUUAUGCUAAGAGGAGUGUGGAUUCUGCCAAUCAAAUGCUGCAAGAUGCCCAAGGAAAACUUCAUCAGACUUGGUUAGAAUGGAGAGAGAAGCAGCCUAAUCAAAAUGAGGAGGAACUUUCCGGAAGACCUGAGCAAAUUGAAUCUCAAACCUUGGCCAUGACUCGCAGCCUUACUCAACAGGUGCAGACAACAUGCCUGUCUUUGGUUUCCAGUGUCAGUGGUUUGCCUCAGAAUAUCCAAGAUCAAAUUAGGCAAAUCCGAAGCACAGCAGAGGAGCUUCAUGGUGCUUUUUCCUCCGCUCACUCUUUCAGGGAUCUGUCAGGCCAAAUCCUUGCCCAAAGUAAAGAAAAGGUGACUAUCAUGAAGGAGUCCAUGGAUGGGGUGAUGGAGUACUUGCUUAACAACAUGCCUCUCUCCUGGAUCGUGGGGCCUUUUUCCCCACAGGUGGAGCAAUCAACACUGAAAGAGGCGGAGCAGCAGAAGGUGGAGACUCAGUAGGACUCUGUGCUCGAUGUAACCAGUAAUUCAUACUCAGAAAUGCUGAAUUUUCAGGUUUCAGUGCUCUAUGUAACCCACUAAUUCAUGCUCAGAAAUGCUGAAUUUUCAGUUGCAUAAUAACCACAUGCUAAGUAACAGGCAAACAUCUGAAAUUCUAAGCUUGACUGUUGCAGAGGCUCUUUGGUGAAUAGUUUUAGGAAGGUUGAAGUAGGUCUGAACAUGUAGGUAGUUCAAUGUUUAGGUUUUGUGGCCAAUACGAAUGUAAUCUCUCCAUUGUAGACAUCAAACUCUACUAGUGGACCUGUAUUAUCUUCCACUUUCCUGUGUAAGGGAGAAGUAAUGAAUACUACCACAUUUUGAUAGUUAAAAAAAAAAAAUGUACUAAUACAACUGCAUUAUCUAACCUGCUGUACUGCAGACAUUGUUCCUGAUUGUCUUGUUGCAUUUCUAGUCUGCUGAGUUUUAAAGCAGCAACAGCAAGCAAGACCUAUUGUUACUGUGAUAUUGUGUGCUAAACUGACUUUUCUAGCUGUCUGAAUGCAUUUCUGUUGGAAUGUACCUAAUUAUUCCUGUUUUCACUUCUGUUAGUAAGGAUCCCUUUUGGAAACUCUAAAUGAAAGUUAAGCACAAGUUAUCUGAAUAGUCUAACAUACUAUGUAUAAGAUUAUGGGGGUACUGAAAAUGUAACCGGUUGUGGAGGAAUGCACUCUUUGGAACAGAAGGUUUGAAAUUUUCUGCUUCAGCUUUGUAACUGUGUGAGAAAUAAGUCACAAUAAAAAUGUGUGUUUAA
Messenger RNA from Protopterus annectens (West African lungfish), 2216 nucleotides. RefSeq names its product perilipin-3-like. The transcript has 8 exons. Gene Ontology annotation, cellular component: lipid droplet; cytosol. Gene Ontology annotation, biological process: lipid storage; positive regulation of triglyceride storage. The record is from RefSeq and is a predicted model, not a curated record. Lineage: Eukaryota; Metazoa; Chordata; Ceratodontiformes; Protopteridae. The coding region runs from base 101 to 1426 and encodes 441 amino acids.